Messenger RNA from Colletotrichum higginsianum IMI 349063, 2436 nucleotides. RefSeq names its product Elongation factor Tu GTP binding domain-containing protein. Bases 1 to 2436 code for a protein of 811 amino acids. Gene Ontology annotation, cellular component: cytosol; ribonucleoprotein complex. The record is from RefSeq and is a predicted model, not a curated record. Gene Ontology annotation, biological process: cytosolic ribosome assembly. The transcript is spliced from 3 exons. NCBI's taxonomy places the organism in Eukaryota, Fungi, Ascomycota, Sordariomycetes, Glomerellales, Glomerellaceae. Gene Ontology annotation, molecular function: GTPase activity; ribosome binding; GTP binding.
AUGCCUGUCGUCACACCUGAUAAGUUGGCAAGCCUCCAAAGGCACGCCUCCGAUGUACGGAAUAUCUGCAUCCUGGCCCAUGUGGACCAUGGCAAGACGUCCCUGACAGACGCCCUCCUCGCAACAAACGGCAUCAUCUCCCCCAAGCUCGCCGGUAAGAUCCGCUACCUCGACUCGCGGCCUGACGAGCAGCUGCGCGGCAUUACCAUGGAGUCCUCUGCCAUCUCCCUCUACUUCUCCAUGCUGCGCCGUUCCGCCCCGGACGCCGAGCCUGAGGCGAAGGAGUACCUCAUCAACCUCAUCGACUCGCCCGGUCACAUCGACUUCAGCAGCGAGGUUUCCACCGCUUCACGCCUGUGCGACGGCGCCGUCGUCCUGGUCGACGCCGUCGAGGGUGUCUGCAGCCAGACCGUCACCGUUCUGCGGCAGAGCUGGACCGAGAAGCUGAAGCCCCUGCUUGUCAUUAAUAAGAUCGACCGCCUCGUCACCGAGCUCAAGAUGUCCCCCGCCGAGGCCUACACCCACCUCAGCAAGAUCCUCGAGCAGGUCAACGCCGUCUUGGGCAGUUUCUUCCAGGGCGAGCGCAUGGAAGAGGACCUCAACUGGCGCGAGCGCAUGGAGGAGCGCGUCCAGGCCGCCGCCGCGAAAGAGGCCGACGCCGAUGCGACGACCGAAUCGGGCGAGCUUCAGUUCCAGGAGCGGGACGAUGAGGACCUGUACUUCGCGCCCGAGAAGAACAACGUCAUUUUCAGCAGCGCCAUCGAUGGAUGGGCCUUUACUGUACGGCAGUUUGCGAGCUUGUACGAGAAGAAGCUCGGCAUCAAGAGGGGCACCAUGGAAAAGGUGCUCUGGGGCAGCUUCUACCUCGACCCCAAGACCAAGAAGAUCCUGGGCCAGAAGCAUCUCAAGGGGAGGAAUCUGAAGCCCAUGUUCGUCCAGCUGGUCUUGGAGCCCAUCUGGACCGUCUACCAGGCCACCGUCGGCGGCGACCAGGGAAGAGGCGACCCGGCCUUGCUGGAGAAGAUCACAAAGUCCCUCGGACUGACCAUCCCCCCUCACAUCAUGCGUUCCCGGGACCCGCGGCUGCUCCUGACGACCGUCUUCUCGUCCUGGCUGCCGCUGUCGACGGCGAUGCUAGUCUCCGUCAUCGAAUCCCUGCCAUCGCCCCCGGUUGCACAGGCCGAGAGGCUGCCCGAGAUGCUCGAAAGCGUCCCCGGCGCUGACUCGGUCGACGAGCAGAUCAAAGACGCCAUGGUCUCCUUCAAGACCGGCCCGUCCGACCCCAUCGUGGCGUACGUCAGCAAGAUGGUCUCGGUCCCCGAAAGCGAGCUGCCUCAUAAGAAACGCAAGCCCGGCCAGCUGACGCCCGACGAGGCGAGAGAGCUUGCGCGCAAGAAGCGAGCCGAAGCGGCUCGCGCCCAGGCCGCGGCGCCAUCCGCGGCCGCCAACGGCAUUGACGACCUCACGACGGCCCUUGAGGAGGUCGACCUGGACGGCUACGCCCCCGAACACGAGGAAAAGGAGGUCGACCCGGAGCACCUCAUCGGGUUCGCGCGCAUGUACUCGGGCACCCUCUCCGUCGGCGACCCGCUCUGGGUCAUCCCGCCCAAGUGGUCGCCCGCGAACCCCAACGCGUCGCCGCAGCCGAAGCAGAUCACCGUCACGGCGCUCUACAUGCUCAUGGGCCGCAACCUCGAGAGCCUCGAGUCCGUCCCCGCGGGCGUCGUCUUCGGCAUCGGCGGCCUCGAGGGCCACCUUCUCAAGAACGGCACAUUGUGCAGCCGGCUCGAAGGCGCCGUCAACCUUGCCGGCGUCGCCACCCUCGGCAAGCCCAUCGUCCGCGUCGCCCUCGAGCCUGUCAACCCGGCCGACCUGGACAAGAUGAUCCACGGCCUGCGCCUGCUCGUCCAGUCCGACCCGUGCGCCGAGUACGAGCAAUUCGGCAGCGGCGAGCACGUCCUCCUUACCGCCGGCGAGCUGCAUCUCGAGCGCUGCCUGACGGAUCUCAAGGAGCGCUUCGCCCGCUGCGACAUCCAGGCCGGCGCCCCCAUCGUUCCCUACCGCGAGACCAUCGUCCGCGCUGACGAGAUGCGGCCCCCGGCCAACAAGGACCUCGGCCGCGGCGUCGUCGUCGGCACCACCUCCUCCAAGCAGGUCUCCAUCCGUCUGCAGGUCCGCCCCUUGCCCGCCGACGCCACCGACUUCCUCCUCAAGAACGGCGAUCCCCAGCUCAUCUUCGCCGGCUACGAGGUCCUCGACGAGGACCCAUUCUGGGUGCCCUUCACCGAGGACGACCUCGAGGACCUCGGCGAGCUGGCCGACAAGGAGAACGUCGCCAAACGGUACAUGGACGGCGUGCGGAGGAAGAAGGGCCUGUUGGUCGAGGGGAGGAACGUGGCGAGGGAUGCCGAAAAGCAGAAAACGCUGAAGAGGUAG